UCUGAAAACUUUCUCAGGGGGUUGUGACCAAAGUUUAUUCUUAGCGUCUGUCUCAGCUCGCCCUCCUCUCUGUCCGUCUGUUCCUCACUUUUUGUGUUUGUCUGCUUCAGCUGUCGUGUUCGCUUACUUUCAGUGUUUGCCUUUUACUUUUUCUCUAUUCUCCCUAAGAUAUUCUUUCUUCUUUUGUCACUUUCGUGGUGAAGCUUCGGCAUCGUGUCUUCCUUUCACUUCUGGUUUCAGCUGACAACACUGCAGGCUAUUUUUUACUUUUUCACAACUCCUCGUCCUCCAGUUUGUUCCCGUGCUGCUACUUGACUAUUUAUCGUGCUGACCUUGGCGCUUUUCCUCUCCACAUUUCCUCAUCGCCUUUUGUUCCUGCCGCUACCUCACCUGCAUCUCGCCUUCACCUCCCGUGCAGCAUCCCUCCAUCCGCCUCUCUUCCACUCUCGUCUUUUCUCUGAGUAGAUCUGCACUGCUGUGCAAUGGGAAAGACAGAGCUGCAUUCUCUGUUUAAGGGUUUUCUGGACUGUAUUUGCCUCUGCCUUUCUAGAAGAAGUGACCGGGCUGCAAAUGACAGUGAGAGGGACUCUGAAAAUGGUCACCUGAUCUACAAAAGUGGUGACGUCCUUGAAGACAGAUAUGAGAUAGUCGACACUUUAGGUGAGGGGACCUUUGGGAAAGUGGUUCAGUGUGUGGACCACAGCAGAGGAGGAAAUCAAAUUGCAUUGAAGAUCAUUAAGAACCAGGACAAAUACAGAGAAGCAGCCAAAUUGGAAAUCAACGUCCUGGAGAAGAUCAGUGAGAAGGAUCCGCACAACAAACAUAACUGCGUGCAGAUGCUCAACUGGUUUAACUACUACGGCCAUGUGUGCAUCUCCUUUGAGCUGCUGUCUCUCAGCACAUUUGACUUCUUGAAAUCAAACAACUUCCUGCCGUAUCCAAUUAACCAGAUCCGACACAUGGCCCAGCAGAUCUGCCACGCUGUCAGCUUUCUCCAUGACAACAAGCUGACUCACACUGACCUGAAGCCUGAGAACAUCCUCUUCGUCAACUCGGACUACUCCCUCAUAUACAACGCCGAGAAGAAGUGCAAUGAAAGGCAAGUAAACGACACCGCGGUGCGGCUCGUCGACUUCGGCAGCGCCACCUUUGACCACGAACACCACUCUGUCAUCAUCUCUACUCGUCACUACCGAGCCCCAGAGGUCAUACUUGAGUUGGGUUGGAGUCAACCGUGUGAUGUGUGGAGUAUCGGCUGCAUCCUGUUUGAAUACUACAAAGGGUUCACACUCUUCCAGACUCAUGACAACAAGGAGCAUCUUGCUAUGAUAGAGAGAGUACAGGGACCGAUUCCUCAGAAGAUGAUUCAGAGGAGCAGAAAGCAGAAGUAUUUCCACCGUGGACAUCUAGACUGGAACGAGUGCUCCAAAGCCGGACGCUACGUCAAAUCCAAAUGCAAGCCGUUAAGGGAAUACUUGUUAUCACACGGGAGAGAACACCACCAUUUUUUCGAUCUCCUAGAGAGGAUGCUGGAGUACGAGCCCUCAAAGCGUAUUUCUCUUUCCUCCGCUCUGUGCCAUCCUUUCUUCCAGCCCCUCCAUCAUCCAGGAAGAAGUCAGGGGUGGAGGAACAGCUGUGACAUGAGCAGAUGACCUUUGGUAGACACUUAACCAUAUGUGGACCAUAUGGUGAGGGUGUUUGCAAGUUUAUUUGUAAUUUAAGCUUUAAAAAUAAGAGGUUUAAGUUAUUUGAGUUAAACACUGAAAUGACAGCUAACAGUGAAAGAGAAAGUCUGAAAGCAUCAUUGUAAGCAGCUUCUCAGAUAAAAGAAGUUUGAACAGUUACAGCUGAUUGAGCUGGAAGAGAGAAAAGAGAAGCAUCAUCCUUUCAAGUAGGGGAAAAAAUUUAUUUAGCAGACACGUUUGUCUAAAGGUGCUAGCAAUUUUUUUCUGAGCAUAUUAUUUUUAUGUUUGUUUGCUUUUCUAUGUUUCUGUUAAAAUUGUCUUAAAAUUGUUUACAAGCUUGUUAAGUAUGGAAAGACUUGACAAAUGCAACCUACGUGACAUUAUAAAAAUCCAACAGUCUCAGCCUUAAUGUAUCCUCCAGAACAGAAGCAUUUUAUUUUGAGGUAAUGAGUCUCUAGAUAUUAAUUAGAAUAAAUGUGAUUUUUUUAAGUGUAAUUUUCUAGUGUGUAGUUUUAAUUAUAUAAAACAUUAAACAAAUAAAAUAAUUAUAUAUAACAUUAAAAAAGGAAACAAUUGAAAAAUAUAAAAGUUAUUUGCUUUUACUUUUUUAUGCUGUACUUUUUAUAUUGGAGGAAAAAAGAUGAAGAAAUGGCGCAGGUGCCAAACGUUAAACUACUAAUGGAGAACUGACCUUAACAAGCAAAUCAACUGAUGCAGUAGUCCUUAUUUAACCCUGUAUUCACGAUUCAUGUUCUUAUAUUAGCCAUAUCUAAAAAAAAAAAUACGAUUUUUCUAGUCAGUUAUAACACACAUGCACUGUGUCACUUCGUGCCAUAUUUCCCCAUCUGAGAAAUUGAAGUAUAAUUUUAUCUAAAGAGACAAAAAUUUUAUUUCUCAGUAUAAACUGCCAAAUCAUUUUCUUUGUGGUAGAUUCCAUCAGAUUAAACAAGCUGCUAACUUUUUGGUGACUUCUUGCUAACCUCCAGUUAAAUAUAAUAAAAAGCCUUCCCUGCGUUCUUUAAACUCAGGGAAGGCUAAAAAAUAACAAAAAACAAAACAGAGUUUAGGAAAGUGCAGUGUAAAUGUGGGACUUUGCUUCUGUAUGUGGGAGAUGUCAUAAAACUGCUGCGGCGUCCCACAAAAAAAGGGACAUCUGGUCACCCUAGCAAAAACACUGAAGUUUGGAAACAGGUGAUGUAGUAAUGGUUAUAACAAACACAACAGACGUUGUCUUCAUGCUAAUAAAAGAAACAUGUUCUAAAAUUGGACAUUUUAAAGGGAAAAAAUAAAAUGUAUUCAGAUACGUCUCUAACAUUUGGAGG
This is a messenger RNA of Haplochromis burtoni (Burton's mouthbrooder), 3007 nucleotides long. RefSeq names its product CDC-like kinase 2b (gene clk2b). Gene Ontology annotation, molecular function: protein tyrosine kinase activity; ATP binding. The record is from RefSeq and is a predicted model, not a curated record. Gene Ontology annotation, biological process: regulation of RNA splicing; protein phosphorylation. The transcript has 11 exons. Gene Ontology annotation, cellular component: nucleus. NCBI's taxonomy places the organism in Eukaryota, Metazoa, Chordata, Actinopteri, Cichliformes, Cichlidae. Bases 483 to 1652 code for a protein of 389 amino acids.